AUGUGGGUACUCACAGGCCCCUUUGAUAUCGAAGAUGUCGACCACAAACAUGCUCCUACCAAACGGAAAUUAUUGAAGGCUGGCAGCAGGUAUAUUGUGGGACGCAAGGAAGACCCGGCGACCCUGAUAGUCAAACACAAGAAGAUUUCUCGCGACCAUUGCGCAUUUCGUGUCGCGGAAUGCACUGAAGACGAUGCGAGCAACCCAGUCUUCCGACCCACGUUGUUCUUCUCUAUUCCGGCAGGCGACAAGAAAUCUGUCUCGCGCAAGAUCAACAGAGUCGUGAGGGGGCAAGAAGAGGUCAAGAUCAUCAACGCAGGCGAAGAGGUGGAGCUCGAGGACAGAGACACAGUGAACUUGGUGACCGGUGUUGCCGUGAAGGCUGAAUGGGUGAAGGUGUGUUGCUAUGCACCGUCCAUGAAGGGAAUGCCUUCAUUCUCGUUGCAAGCUUGCGCUACUCUAGGAGUCGGCUUGGUCCACGCACAGCAGCAAGGAAUCACACAUCAUCUUGCGUCUACGUAUACGCUCUCCCCGGAUUUGGCGACGUCCUUGAUCAGCGUAGCCCACAUCGUCAAGCCCGAGUGGCUGAAAGAGGUGCUGCAACUGGGAUCCUCUGACGAAGGCGAGCUUUCCUCGCUCGAACGCUCGUUCUCCCUCCCUGAGCCUGCGAAGUUCCGUCCUACGUUUUCACCCGCACUGCCCGGAGAUCUGAAGUCAUUCGCGAUGUGGGUUGAGAAUGAGGCCAGGGUGGGUAUAUUCAGGGGCUAUCGAUUUGUCUUCAUGGGAGAGAAGGGGAGGGAAGUGCAGGAAGCAAUGAGGGAUCUUGUCCGGCGCGGAGAGGGAGAGUAUGAGUGUUUCUCCGUUGAGGGCGGUAGUGGGGCUCUUCACAGGCUCCUAGCUAAAUGCGAGAGUAGGGAGUCUACAUCAGUCAUAGUCGGGGAGUCCAGUCUGAUCACCCCAGCCGUGGGUGAGGAUGGGUGGCAGAAUCUGGUGCGAGAAGCAAAGAGUUUUAACCUAUACCCGCUCUCUCCGUCAAAAAUCGUCGAGGCUGUUGUCCAUGCGGACGUGUCCUAUAUAGACUCAUAUAGUCUGGCAGAACGCGAUGGUCGUAUUACGCCUUCCCCACUUCCAGAUGUCGUGGUCAAUACACAUCCCGAAGAGCCGUCCAUACCACCGGAUGUGGUUGAGGUCGGUCCAAGGCCAAGAUUGACACGCCGAGCGACCUCACGAGCCUCGUCCCGUGCCCCUUCAGAAGAGCCGCGCGCCCCUGCAGCUGAAGCCACUAGAGUUGCUCUGGCGGAAUCUCAGCCACGCAAUGAUGACGAGAAACCGCGCAGAAAUCUAGUGCGGAGAGCGGCAAAAGUCAAGACUCCUAUAAUCGGUAUCGAUGAUCCUACAGUGGAUCUGGAAGGAGAGCCUUUUUUCGGGUUAAUGACUACAACCUCGCAAGAUCAGAACCAAAUACAGCCACAAAUGAGCGGCCUUGAACCUUCCCAGUCAACCAUGCGAACUCGUCUGAAACGACGCGUUGGGACAAUGCAGCCACCUCCCAGUCAACUAUUCAGUUUCGCAGAAGAUGUACCACGGCUGGACAUGCAAGAGCCUCCUCUGAAGAAGUUCAAGGCCUUGUUCGAAGCCAGCGACCCUGACAAGGCGACGCAGUCUGCCUUACAAUCGGGAAGCGACAUCAGCAGUCAGCCUGAGAGCGUGACUCAGAGCGAGAGCGGGGCAACACAGGUUAUCCCUCGGUCGCGUCUGGCAGCAACUCAGCUCGCCACGUUGGCUGAGGAGGAGGAGGAGGGAAGUAUGAACACUGCCGGGGGAAGCACGGAGCUGCCAUUCACUCAAAACCAGCAUUUGAAGCGAAAACCUUUGAACGUAGAUGAGGAUGUUGAAAUGGCCGGUGAUACCCAGAGCCGGGCAAAGAGACGGGCCGUGGAAGGGCAGAAUGCGGUGCAGCCGUCCACAGAUAGAUCCGCAGCAGAGUCCUCAGCACGAUCUGCAUCGAAGCCGCCGUCGACGGUCGUCAAUUUCAAUAAAAAGGUCUCCGGCGCUGCGCCUGACAAGCCAGAUAUCGAUCAGGCGUUCCUCAAGGCUGUUGCAUCGACCAAGCGCGGAAAGAAGACCGAGGACGACUUCGACAAGGAGUUCAACAACCUGCGCAUCUCGAAGCCCGAUCUGCAGCAGGACCGCCAGCGGGAUGAGUGGGCGGUAUUAGACGACUUCGGUGACGAUGGCGAUAUGAGAGGCAAUUUUAUGGUGAUUGCGGAGUAUGAUGCCUUCAAGAAAGAUAAGGAGCAGCCUGUCUUGAGGGUGAACGGACAGCGAAUGGACUGGGAAGGAAGACCGGAUUUCAAAAAGUUCAAGAAGAAAGCCUUGCCGGGCAGGAGGCAUGCCAUUGAGCUAUUUGCUGAAGAAAACAAUGACUUCGGGGCAAGCACACAGUAUUGGGGAGGAUCCACCCAGUCGCGGUCCCAGUUCACGCAGACGCAAUCGCAAUUGCAAGAGGAUGUUCGUAAGAACAAGGGUGCGCAGCACAGCAAAACGUCAUCGAAACAAACGCACAGCAGAGGAAGGGGCAAAGUGGUUCUAGUAAAUGGCUCCGACGAUGACGAGAAUGUUGCCCAGCCGGCUAAGAACGCUCCGGACAGUCGAUCCGCCCCUACACAGCGACGCACGAAGAGUCAGCCGCUUUUCAUCGAGUCAGAAGAGGAUGACGAGCAAGAACACGAACCGCCUUCUCCAUCCACCAACGCGCUUCGCGAAGUGGUCGACGAUUUUGACGAUUUUGACGGAGAACUUACGUCGCGAUCGAUAACAGGGGCAAGAUCUCCUGAUUCUUCCGUGCGACAACCAUCAAGGGCAGCUAGUUCUAGGAAACGGACCCCAGCUGUUGUUGUGGAUGACGAUUCAGAUGAUGGUGCUACGUUUAAAGGGUUCGGAACGAGAAGGAGGACCGGGAGAAGGUAACGGAGAAGGCCUGAGGCGACUCGGCAGAACUACCUUGAUGUGGGUUGCGUAAUCUCUAUAGCUAAUGUCUAGUAUGUAUCCAGCGAUUAUCAUUAUGCAUUUAGUACAUACAGAUACUACUAUACAGGGAGCUCGAAUGUCACAAUUGGGUAUUUGCUGG
Molecule: messenger RNA, 3130 nt
Organism: Laetiporus sulphureus 93-53
Lineage: Eukaryota; Fungi; Basidiomycota; Agaricomycetes; Polyporales; Laetiporaceae
Exons: 11
Coding region: 1-2970 (989 amino acids)
Biological process (GO): mitotic G2 DNA damage checkpoint signaling; double-strand break repair via homologous recombination
Cellular component (GO): Mre11 complex
Molecular function (GO): damaged DNA binding
Source: RefSeq, a predicted model, not a curated record